Molecule: messenger RNA, 342 nt
Organism: Contarinia nasturtii (swede midge)
Lineage: Eukaryota; Metazoa; Arthropoda; Insecta; Diptera; Cecidomyiidae
Product: protein GVQW3-like
Exons: 1
Coding region: 1-342 (113 amino acids)
Source: RefSeq, a predicted model, not a curated record
AUGUUAGAAAAGGCCUUCAGUGAUCAAUCCAUGGCUAGACCAACUAUUUAUGAGUGGCAUAAGAAGUUCAAAGAGGGCAGAGAACGUGUAGAAGAUGAAAUUCGAUCCGGACAACCAACAACAUCAACUAAUCAACAACACGUCAAGGAAAUAAAAGAUCUUGUGCAAAAAAACCGUCGAUUGGCAAUUAGAGACCUUGUUGAUAUUGCUGGCAUUUCAUUUGGGUCGAUCGCAACCAUUUUAAAAGAUCAUUUGGGUCUCAGACGUUGUGCAUCUCGAUUAGUGCCAAAAACAUUGAAUUUCAUCGAAAAAGAGCGUCGUGUGUCAAGAAAUGCUUUCUGA